Messenger RNA from Baudoinia panamericana UAMH 10762, 6306 nucleotides. RefSeq lists its product as uncharacterized. NCBI's taxonomy places the organism in Eukaryota, Fungi, Ascomycota, Dothideomycetes, Mycosphaerellales, Teratosphaeriaceae. Bases 494 to 6007 code for a protein of 1837 amino acids. The transcript has 3 exons. The record is from RefSeq and is a predicted model, not a curated record. Gene Ontology annotation, molecular function: microtubule binding; microtubule motor activity; ATP binding. Gene Ontology annotation, biological process: mitotic spindle organization; microtubule-based movement.
CAUCGGCGUAUGGCGGAUAUGAGAAGCAAAGAGCAGGACUCGAAGGCUCUUGCGCAAUCACUGUCGUUUCAGCAUCUCUACUAAUCCAUCGACACCGGACACAUGUACGCACCGCCAAGGUCAACUUAAAAGAUCGUCGUCCUUGUUGAAUACGAUUCAUGACCGCUCUUGCGGCCCAAAGCUCCAGUCUUCAUCGUUGCACACCCCACUGUAAAGGCGCAUACGACAGAGCUUGCCCGAGCCAUUCGAUGCGCAUGCAUUGUCCCACGAACCGGGAUUUCCUUGCAUCACUACUGCAAUAGCAGCCACUCGACGGCUUUCCGUUGCAUUUUCCAAGUGCCUGGUCGGCUUCCAUUAUUCGGUGGUGGGGCAGCAAUCGCGAAAAGCAGGGCGCAAGCGUGCUGCGAGCUGCACUCCAUCGACUCGCUAACGCGCAACAACCGGAACUUCCGACAACCCUGUCGUGCGCGUGGUGUGGCUCGCUGCGUCCAGCAUGCAGGGGGGCCAUGAAACGAACAGCACUGGCAGCCUCUACUCCGCCGCCAGUGCGGCCAUGGACUUCGCACCUCCGCCCACCUCUCCCACUGCAUCAUCGCGCCCUGCAAGCAUGGUCACGAACGGCCACCACCACCGGCCGUCGACUGCCAGCAUGCAGCAGCGAGUGAAGCGGAGUUCGAGUCGCAUCACCGAUGGCGCUGGGAGUAGAUCAAGCGACGACGACGCAAAGACCGCGGUCAAAGUUGCUGUGCGGGUGCGACCACCGCUUAGACCUACAGACCCUGGCUACGAUCUAAUACCACAGCGUUUCCGCGAGAGUACGUGCGAGGUGCCAACUCCGACAAGUUUAGCAGUGCAAUCACAGCAAGGCAAGAAGCUCUUCCUCUUCGACAGAGUAUUUGAUGAGGAUACCUCGCAAGAUGGCGUGUGGGAGUAUGUCAGUGACAGCGUCUCUUCCUUCGUCAGAGGCUACAAUGUCUCGAUACUCGCCUACGGCCAAUCCGGCGCCGGCAAGUCAUACACCAUGGGCACAUCGGGCCCGGAAGAUCAAAGCGAUGCGAACAUUAUGGGCAUCGUGCCAAGAGCGGCGAGAGCGCUGUUCGACAAGCUCAAUGGUACCGUCACGCGACCGUCAGGAUUACAGACACCCAAGCGCUACUCUACCCAAGCAUUACCUACGUUAGCGAGCUUCGCUAAGACCAAUGGCAACGUGAACAGGAACUGGGAACUCAAAGCUAGCUACGUCGAGAUCUACAACGAGCAACUACGGGACCUGCUUGUCCCAGAAGGCGUGGGAAUGGCGGAUCGCUCGCAGGUCGCGAUACGAGAAGACAAGGGCCGCAUAUGGCUGUCCGGGUUGAAUGAAGUAACGAUCAAUUCUGUCGACGACCUGCUGGAUGCGCUCAACCUCGGCUCGUCCAUCAGGCAAACAGAUGCCACUGCAAUCAAUGCGAGGUCUUCGCGCUCACAUGCAGUGUUCAGCUUACAUCUUGUCCAGAGGAAGCCGAGCGAGCGUUCACCAUCACCUACGCCGAACCUCGAAAAGCGAAGAUCUGUGCCGAUUGGGAUGAUGGCCACAGCUGAGGAUGUCGUGACGCUUGAUAGCAAGUUGCACUUCGUCGAUCUCGCUGGCAGUGAGCGGCUCAAGAAUACCCAAGCUACCGGCGAUCGGGCCAAAGAAGGCAUUUCCAUCAAUGCUGGGCUGGCCAGUCUUGGAAAGGUCAUUGCGCAGCUAUCCGUCAAGUCUCCGAAGGCGCACAUCUCCUACCGUGACUCGAAGCUUACGCGACUGCUACAAGAUUCGCUAGGUGGCAACGCCAUCACUUUCAUGAUAGCAUGUGUCACGCCAGCUGCCUUUCACCUCAGCGAAACGGUCAACACGCUUGCCUACGCUUUGCGCGCACGAGCGAUCCAGAGUAAGCCAGAGAUUCAGCAAACCUACGACGAUGGCGACAAGCAAGCCGCUCUCGACCGACUGCGUGCGGAAAACUCCUUUCUACGAGAUCAGCUUAGGCAUGGUGCCGAGAAUGGUGACAGAAGAGAUGCGCCUGCCGGCCGGUCAGAACGGCUUAGGGAGCGCGAGGCCGAAAUGCACACGCAACUUCUGGACAUCCAAGAGAACUACAACGCACUCCGCGAGAGGCACGCUAUGCUGAUUACAGAAUUGUCAAAGGCGCGCGAAGGCGAUGAGGCGGAGACGCCGCUGCUGGCUGAGGCUCUCGGCGCGAAUGCGAUGGAGCGCGUAAAGCGGUCAAGCGCACUUGCGGAAGCAACGGAAAGUGUUCUGCUGGAGUACGAGAAGACCAUCCAGCAGCUAGAGUCCAACUUGUCAAAUACAAGAUCCACGCUGUCGCAUUCCGAGAGUACGCUAACGGAAAAGGAGACGCGCAUCGCUUAUAUGGAGACAAUUCAGCACCAAAUGCAGGCGCGGAUACAGAAGUUUCUGGAGCGCGAGCAAAGCAAUGAGGGCUACAUGCGCGACUUGGAAAUGAGAGUGGAAGGAUCAGCCUCGGGCGAAGAACGCAGCCUCACUUCUAUUGCUCAGCUACACAAGGAGAUUGCACGCAUGCGAGAAACCGAGGACAGCCAAGAGGAGUACAUCUCAACGCUGGAGGAACGAUUGGCGGACGCGGAGCAAGAUCAAGAAUUGAUGCAGCGCGAGCUCGACCGCCUGGAGAAUGUUGUGGAGCGCCAGAGAAGCAUUGGCAAGCUGGACAACCUGCUGGGUGAGCUUGAUGGCAUGCGGCAGAUUGAGCCGCAAGCGCAUCACCAGGAGAUAGAAACGAUGCGGCAGGUUGAAAGGCCGAAGAUGAACGGUCACCGCGACUCGUACGAUCCGUUCAGGCCAAAGUCACCGACUGAGGGUAGCAUUGCGGACGGCGGUGAUGAAGACUUCAAGGACGCCGAAACUGAGCAGCCAGAACACAACCAUGCGGAACAAGAGUCCAGCGAUGACUUGUUGUCAUCUAGUAAGAGGCACACGCUGAUGCCAGCUGAAACCGAAGUUCGCAGUCCCGCGCAGAAUGACUUCAUGGCAGACAAGCUCGAGACGCUGACGCAGGAGCUCUUCGACUUGCGCUCUGAGCAUGAGUCGAGCCUCGUUGAUUACGACAACCUUCAGCAGAAAUACCAGACGGCCUUGGAGACGCUUGCCAAGCUCGAGUAUGGGAAGGAGACGCCCCGGUCGCUUGACACGCCUACUCCGAGUUGGCCAACAUCUUUUUUAGCAGACGCGGGGAUGAGGGACGAGGAAGAGGCGAAUGGACAGCCCUCAUCCUCGCGGUCUUUGGCGGAACUGUCAUCGCAGCGGCCAUUGAGUACUACCGGAGAAGCGUCUAUGGCGAAGACCAGGCAAGGUUCGGAUAGUGAUCGGAUCGGCAUGUUGGACGAGAUUGCUGUGCAACAUGACGUUUCGGAUGCCGAGAUACAGGAUGCAGUGCAAAGGCAGGAUAUGGCUAAGGAAAUGGAAUUGCUGAGGAGACUACACGCUGAGAAAGAGGUCUCGGUUGCGGAGCUGACCAACAACUACAAGACUUUGGCGCAACGGCAUGAGGCUGCGCUGCAAGAGGUGGAGGAGAUGAGGCAGGAGAUGCAGCGCGCCCGCGAUCGCGACUACAGCCUUCGGCCUACGUCACCAAGCUUCACCAAGCCAGUCCUCAGAAGGAAGUCUGAAGAUCCAAUUGCCAACGAGCGCGCAUCCCGGUCUUUCGCCAGUCUCAAGAACAUUGCUUUGGAGAAUUUUGAGUCAUCGCCCGACACGAGGCAAAGCUUUGAGACGCACCUGAACAGCAUGAUGAACGAGCUGCACGGCAAGACCGAGAGAGUGCAUGCGCUCGAAGCCGAGCUUGCGACUGUGCGCAAGGACCUCGAAGGCAAGCAAACGAUGAUUGCCGGCCUGACGCGAGAGCGUGCCAGCUUGGCCGCUUCUUCCGGCAUGGAUUUCUCGGUCGUUGGCCAGAUGCGCGAACAGCUCGAAGAGAGCCAGCAUCAAAUUCGUUCGCUACACGAGCAGCACGCUACUCGGGAGAAGGAGUUCCACUGCCAGAUUGAGAUGCUGAAGACUAGCUUGACUGAACACCAAAAGCUCGCUGCGGCGCAUGCUAACCAACUUCCGACGCCGAGCGAGGACCUCCACUUCUCUCACAUACCUGGCGACUACCCGCAGACACCAGCUGUUGAGGUUACACCUACGCAGGAGAGUCAUAUUGAGCAAACCAUGGCCGGCGCAACCCGGGACAACGAGCGGGUCGAAGAGAUUUCCCGGCUGCAAGGUGAUCUGGCGGCAUGGGAGGUGAGGCAUCAGGACGCGAUGGACUCUAUGAAGCUGUCGGAAGCCAAGCUGCUAAACACGAUUGCCGAUCUCGAGGAGUCAUUGCACCGGGCUGAUAAAGCAGCGAGGUCGAGCACCUCAAGCAAUGAAAAGCCUCUGCCACCGCCUCCGACGGAAGAGGAAAAGGCUAUUGCACUCAGUCUUGAGGAAGAGCGCGACAGGCACAGAGAUAUUGUCGGCGCGUUGCAGAGCGAGAUCGAGAUAUACAAGUCCACCUCCCACGACCACAUGAUGAAAAUGACCCAGCUCGAGCAGUCAUAUGCGAACAUCUUGCACAAGGUCGAGGAAGAUUCAAGAUCGCGCGAUUUGAGCGAGAAGGAACUGCAGACUCACCGGGACCUCGUGGCAAACCUCGAGAAUCAGCUACAAGUGCACAAGUCGGCCAUCAGCAUGCACCAAGAGACGCUUGAGUCAUUGCAAGCGAACCAUAGCAGGCGUGUUGACGAUCUUAAAGCGACACAGCAAAAGUCGGAAGAGCAAUCCACCCGGCGCCUGGCGGAGCUUGAGGAGCAUCAUUCUCUGGUUGUCCAAAACAUGCAGGCUGACUUGAUGAGUGCUCAAGCCAUGGUCACUGAGCUUCUCCGCAGCGCGUCUUCUGCGCUCGGUUACGAGACUGACCCGAAACAGCUGCAUUCGCAGAUCAAAGGUCUGGUAGAGGAAGGCAAAGAGCUGCACGGUCGUCAUCUGAAGACGACUAAUGAGCUCAAAGACCUACAAGAAGAGCUGCAGAAGAGUCUGAACCAGCAGGUUGGCUUAGAGAACAAGAUUGGCGAGCUCAAGAUGAUCAACGAAGAGGCCAUUCUAAACUUUGAGAAGGUUAGCGCGAAAGAGAAGAAGAGUCGGGAGUUGGUCGAGGAGCUCGAGGAGCAGCUUACUAACAACUUCGACUCCCACCAGCGCACGAACCAUCGUUUGUCGAGCAUUCAGUCGGAAACGGUGCAAGUACGCUUGGAGAUGGAGAAGGAGCUGGAGGAGCUGAGGGCCAAGAAUAACGCGCUCGAGCAACAAAUGGCUACGCUGAGGAGAAUCUCGUCCAACUCGAACGCUUCAGGACCUACAUUCAACCGCGAGUCGCUAUCACCCGAGGCUGCGGCUAUCGCGCUUGCCAGGUCCGCCUCACAGACUUCGGCACGUAAGUCGCCGCCGACAGUGAUGCCAACGCCUCCACCAUCUGUCCCGCUGCCACCGUUGCCGAACUCGCCCAUCACGGCAACACCGCCAAUGCCGAACGGCCUGGAGCGGGCGACAUCGCCAGUGCAGCGCGCUGCAUCACCAUUUGCCAGCACCUCGCCACCAGGAUCACGCCACACUUCCCGCGAAGUGGCGCCCACGUCUCAUCAGCUUGAGGAGCAUGAAGCACGCAUCCGCACCAUCGAGAAGCACCUCUUCGCCGAGAAGCAGCUCACGGCCACGCUCGAAGAGGCGCUGGUCGAUCUGGAGACGUCGGCGAAUCGGACAAAGUCGGAGAUGGAGGUUUGGCGGAAGAAGUGCACGUCGUUGGAGGAUGAGCUUGUGGGCUUGCGUCGCGACAAGAGCAACUCGCGAGCCAGUCUGCAGGCCGUGGAGGAGGAGCGCGAAAUGCGCCUGCGGGCUGAGAGGGCUCGACAGGCGCUUGAGCAGCGGAUGAUGGAGUUGAAUACUUCGAAGAAGAAGAAGAAGAAUGCCCUUAACUGCUUCUAGUCGAGGCAGUGACGGCGGAGUUUUACAGUGGCUUAUCUGAAAGAACCAUGGUGAGUGUACUAUACGGGCAUCUAGGGUGGGCGUAUUGGGGCAAGGUCCACGAAGAUACACGAUGGCUGAGAGGAGGAUGGGUCUUGGAUCAUGGGGCGUUCGGGUGACGAUUGGCACGGAGUCUGGCUGGCCCGGCAGGCACAGUGGCGUGCUUCGCACAAUACCCCUUUUUGCGGUGUAGUUCUAUGUAAAGUAUGCCAUGUGUACAAUGUGCAAGAGCGAGACUACCUGCGAAAGAUGACCAGUGA